This is a messenger RNA of Aegilops tauschii subsp. strangulata, 1178 nucleotides long. NCBI's taxonomy places the organism in Eukaryota, Viridiplantae, Streptophyta, Magnoliopsida, Poales, Poaceae. The record is from RefSeq and is a predicted model, not a curated record.
UUCUGGAUCGAGAUCGAGCCCGGCUCCGCCCCCGCCGCUCGACGCCGUCGCAUGCCCCCACAUGCGCCACCCCGUCGCCGUCCUCUCCAUCCUCGACCUCGUCCUCGCCGUCGCUGGAUCCCGCCGCAUCAACCUCCAUCGAGCACGCUGCCCUGGACCCUACUCCCUGCCGUGAGCCGCCGCCUUUUCCCUCCUCCUCUCCCCGCGUCGGCCGCGCACUCGCCUUCCCCGGCUCGCCUCAUCACCGCGCGCCCGAUGCCGUGCUCGCUCGCGGCCUCCCCGUGCUCAUCGCGCCCGACCCCGUGGCCACCACUACAGCCGGCGCCAGCCGCUGCGGCCUCGCGCGGCCCCGCUGCCCGCCCGCAGCCCCUCCCCCUGCGCCCCGCGCGCACGCCGCCGCGCCGUCUAGCCGCGGCCUCCGAGCCUACCUCUGCCACUGCUGCGGCUCUGCCGCCACCACCAUUGCAGCCCCACUGCUCGCCUUCCCCUCCGCACGCUCCCGCCGUGUUCGGCCGCGCCCGCCACUGGUCACGCGCCCGCCGUUCCCUGCCUCUGCCUGCGCCCUUGCCGCGCCCCACCUCUUCCCGCUGACGCCGUGCGCCGCUGCCUCUGCUGGCCACCGCCCCGCUCGCUCUUGCCGCUUGCUCGUGCGCCACACGCACGCAUCGCCGUGGGCCAAGCCCCUGCACCGCGGUCGCUGCGCUCGACCGCGCGCCUCGCGCGUCCAGGCCACGCACCUGGCCGCACCCCGUCCUCCCCGCUGCGGCUGCUGCUGCAGCGCUGCGACUGCUGCCAUGGCAGCUCGCCCUCGGCCGUCCCGCACUGCCACGCCACUCCGGCCCCCUCCCCGCUCAUGCCCAGCUCGCUCCCCUGCUCCACCACACCACCACCGCGCCGGCUUACCUCGCUGCUGCUCCAGCCGUGCGCGCACGACGCUGCCCGUGCACGUCGCCUCCCUGCUCCCCUGCUACCGCGGCCCCCGCCUCCCCAGCAUUUGCUCGACCCGCCGCUCGCUGCCUGUACCCCGUCGCCCCUGCCUGUGUCGCUUGCCGGCCACGCCUGGCCUCACCGGGGCCGCGCCGUGGCCGCCCUCUUCCUUCCCCGGCGGUUGCGGCCGCUCGUUGCGGUGGCCGCCGGCGCACCGCCAGUCCCGCCCCUGGCCUGGGCAAGUGGCCUAA